AUGGGUCUCCUCGCCCUUGUCGAAGACAGGCCUACGCCAAAGGAGGUGUACAACUGGCGCGUAUACGCUGCUGCAUCAGUCGCGUCUUUUGCAUCUUGCAUGAUUGGCUACGAUUCUGCUUUCAUUGGAACCACAUUGGCGCUGCCAUCCUUUGUCUCCGAAUUCAGACUGGCUGCACCGAAGCAGAUCUCCGCUGCGGAUCUUGCCCUGCAAAAAGCGAACAUCGUUUCCGUGUACCAGGCUGGUGCUUUCUUCGGCGCUUUCGGUGCAUAUAUCUCCUCCUACUACCUUGGACGCAGAAAGACGCUUCUUAUCUGGACUCUAGUUUUCAUCCUCGGCGCGGGAAUGAUGCUUGGCGCGAACGGCGAGCGAGGACUUGGCCUCAUUAUCGGUGGCCGUGUUUUGGCCGGUCUCGGUGUUGGUGCUGCCAGUAACAUGGUUCCCAUCUACAUAUCUGAAAUGUCACCUCCUGCCGUUCGUGGACGUCUUGUCGGUAUCUACGAGUUGGGGUGGCAGAUCGGUGGUCUUGUUGGUUUCUGGAUCAACUAUGGUCUCGUUGAGACCAUGGCUUCCUCUACCCGCCAGUGGCAGAUCCCAUUCGCUGUUCAGUUAAUCCCAGCUGGUCUUCUUCUCCUUGGCACUAUUUGGUUGAAGGAAUCGCCUCGCUGGCAAUUCGCUCGUGGCGACCGCGACCAGGCCGUCAAGGACUUGUGCUGGAUUCGCAACCUUGAGCCUACCCACCCUUACAUGGUCGAGGAGAUUGCCGCCAUCGAUGCUGAGAUCGAGCACGACCGUCUCGUUGUUGGUCCUGGUUUCUGGGCGCCCUUCAAGGCUGUCAGGCAGCGCAAAGUGCAGUACCGUCUAUUCCUCGGUGGCAUGCUCUUCCUCUGGCAGAACGGAAAUGGAAUCAACGCUAUCAACUACUAUUCCCCGACAGUCUUCCGCUCCAUCGGAAUCACUGGUACCAACACUGGAUUCCUCACUACUGGACUCUUUGGUGUUGUCAAGACGGUCGUUACCGUUAUCUGGCUCAUGUACCUGAUCGAUCGCCUCGGUCGCACCAAGCUUCUCAUGAUUGGUGCCACUGGUGGCUCAGUCUGCAUGUGGAUCAUUGGCGCCUACAUCAAGCUCGCAAACACUGGAGCAGCCCCGGCCACGGGUGCAAAGCUCUCCCCCGGCGGCAUCGCAGCCGUCUUCUUCUUCUACCUCUGGACCGUUUUCUGCACCCCCUCCUGGAACGGAACCCCCUGGGUCAUCAACUCUGAGAUGUUCUCCCAGCAGACGCGUUCGCUCGGUCAGGCUUCCGCAGCCGCCAACAACUGGUUCUGGAACUUCAUCAUCUCGCGCUUCACACCGCAGAUGUUCCUGACCAUGAGCUACGGCGUCUACUUCUUCUUCGCCAGCCUGAUGAUCCUGUCCGUUCCCUUUGUCUACUUCCUCAUCCCCGAGACAAAGGGUAUUCCGCUCGAGCGCAUGGACGAGCUGUUCGAGAUCAAGCCCACGCACAAGGCGCACGGGCUUAUGCUUGAGCGCCUCCAGGAAAUGGAGACAGUCCGCGAGGGCGGCUACUUUGAGGAGAAGGCCAAGGAUGCUGAUCGCCUCGAGAGCGUCUAA
Molecule: messenger RNA, 1614 nt
Organism: Ascochyta rabiei
Lineage: Eukaryota; Fungi; Ascomycota; Dothideomycetes; Pleosporales; Didymellaceae
Exons: 3
Coding region: 1-1614 (537 amino acids)
Biological process (GO): carbohydrate transport; transmembrane transport
Cellular component (GO): membrane
Molecular function (GO): carbohydrate:proton symporter activity
Source: RefSeq, a predicted model, not a curated record